CGAGGCUUCCCUAAUGCAUGAAGCGAGCAAAAGCAUACGUAAAGCCUCUGAAAAGAAUGCUCGAGACGAGGAGAGAAAAGAAUAAACCAAUUUCAAAGGAAACAAAGGAAGGAGGGAAGGUUUUCCUCCACAACGUGUAUAAAAACAGGAAGCAAAUGUACUCUGCCAUAAAUCAAUCCAAGAAACUAGUAGGAAGGCAGGGAGAAACAGAAACAGCUGAAGGUUAUGGCAUCUAUUAAUCGGGUUUCCGAGGUUUUCGAGCCAUCCACGGAGUGGGCAUCCGAGGAAGGAUUCGACACCCUUCUCGUGUUUCUACCAGGCUUCAAAAGAGAGGAGAUUAAGGUGCAAGUUACCUCGGCUCGGAAUCUGCGGAUCAUAGGAGAGCGCAAAGUCGGCGAUAACCGAUGGAGCCAUUUCCGCAAGGAGUUUCCUAUCUCAUCGAACUAUGACUCUCACAGGAUCAGCGCGAGGUUCGACGAUGGCAUUCUCCAUAUCAAGUACCCCAAGAUGAUCGUACGUGCCGAGCCUCUAACUGUAGAGGAAAAAGAGGCGAAAGGAAAACCUAUGGGAGAAACUCAAAAACCUCCGGAAACUCAGAAACCUCCGGAACCCAAAUCUGAGCUGCAACAACCAGGAAGGCCUGACCAGAAGACGGAACCUAAAGACUCUCCAAAGCCUAUGGAACACAAAACCAAGCCUGAGCUGCAACAGCCCGGAAAGACCGAUCAAAGGAAGGAAACUGGAGAACCUCCCAAGCCUUCCCACAAACCCGAGCCGCAAACUCAAAAGGCUGAUAAGCAGAAGGAACCCGAUCAAAUCCCCUCAAAGACCGGUGCAGAGAAGCAACCUGUCGAGAAAACUAGCAGGAAAGAAGACUCUGGCCCCCAAAAGUCGCCCGAGAAGGAACAUAAGCCAAGCGAAAUGAGAGGAGAGAUUGCUCAGAGUAGUGCACCCCCUGAUAGGGAUGAUGCUUCAGAAACAGCUUUACAGAGGAAAAAGAAGGCUGAAGAAAAAAGGGCUAUGUAUAUGACUGAGGAGCAUGAAAAGCCAAGUGAGUCGGUCCACGGUGGUGAAAGGAAGAUGAGGAAACAGACGCGCAGGCAUUUGGGCAGCAACAGCCGCAGGAACACAGAGAGUCAUAUACUAACGAAGCUGAAUAAGUACGGAUAUCUCAUAAACUUGGUUGUGGCAAGUUUCUUGGUUCUGGCCCUUGCCCUGUACAUAAAGUACAAAAUAAUAUCGAGAGGAACAAUUCAGUCAGAAAACUUAGAAGGUCUAGAAGACUAACUUCGUAUUGUGCCUGCUGCCCAUGUAUAUGGUUCCUAAACAAAAAUAUUACUUGUAAAUUGAAAUGUACACUCACAGUGAAUAAUAUGGCUCUGAGCUUCUGCUAAA
Molecule: messenger RNA, 1395 nt
Organism: Punica granatum (pomegranate)
Lineage: Eukaryota; Viridiplantae; Streptophyta; Magnoliopsida; Myrtales; Lythraceae
Source: RefSeq, a predicted model, not a curated record